UUCAAAUGAAACGGCUGAGGCUUUGAAAACUUUAACGAAUUUAAUCGAUAAGCUUAUUACUCAACUUCAAGAUCAGCGAAGGCCACCAUCUAGAUCUCGGUCUGAAAAUUUUAUCCCAUCUCUGAAUCAAACUUCAUAUUUAGAAAUUCCUGAAGAUGAGUUAUUAUUUUUACUAGCAGAAAGGCCUAUUCGUCCCAAGCCUAUAGUAAAUAUGCCGAUUCUUAGGAAAAAGUCAACUGGAAUGAAAACAACUGAUUUAAUCGAUCUUGAAGAAGGAGAGA
Molecule: messenger RNA, 281 nt
Organism: Racocetra persica
Lineage: Eukaryota; Fungi; Glomeromycota; Glomeromycetes; Diversisporales; Gigasporaceae
Source: the annotation of a GenBank genome assembly